Trichoderma atroviride IMI 206040 is the source of this 642-nucleotide messenger RNA. RefSeq lists its product as uncharacterized. The record is from RefSeq and is a predicted model, not a curated record. Lineage: Eukaryota; Fungi; Ascomycota; Sordariomycetes; Hypocreales; Hypocreaceae.
AUGACAACCCCAUCGUCCAACUGGCGACCAAAAGCCAUUAUAUUCGACCUCCUUACCGCCUUGCUGGAUUCUUGGGCUCUGUGGGACGCGUCUAUCACUUCCACGGGCGCAGAAGAAGCUCAAAUCUGGCGCAAACGGUACUUGGAACUGACCUUUGGUACCGGCGCCUACGUCCCGUAUGAGCAGCUCGUCCACAAAGCCGCACAGGAUGUCGGCUUGGCUGAGUCGGCUCCUCGAACGUUACUGGAAAAUUGGGGCAAACUGCAACCAUGGCCUGAAGUUGUGCAAGUCUUGGAGCAAUUGAGACUUCAGGGUUAUAGACUCGGCGUGGUCACCAAUUGUUCGCAACGUCUAGGAACUAUUGCGGCAGGCAUAGCUGGGAAUUUCGAUGCAGUAGUCACUGCAGAGGAGAGUGGCUUUUAUAAGCCUUCCAAACAAGCUUAUCAGGCUAUCCUAACAGCUAUGGGAGUUCAGGCCCAAGACGUAUUGUUUGUUGCAGGCAGUCCAGGAGAUGUUGAAGGCGCAACAAAUGCUAGCAUGAAAGUGGUAUGGCAUAACAAGAUUGGACUACCUCGAAAGGGUCAAUCAGUUCCACUUCGGGAGGCUACGAGCCUAGAUGAUGCUUUGCUAGGCUUUAUGUGA